Messenger RNA from Cucurbita pepo subsp. pepo (vegetable marrow), 1310 nucleotides. Its product is annotated as short-chain dehydrogenase TIC 32 B, chloroplastic. Lineage: Eukaryota; Viridiplantae; Streptophyta; Magnoliopsida; Cucurbitales; Cucurbitaceae. The record is from RefSeq and is a predicted model, not a curated record.
UUUACUCCCUCCCCCCACCACUCCUAAAUCCUCUAUAAAUUUCUUUCCCCCUUUUGUCCUCCUCCCAUCGCCGCCACCGUCGCCGCCUCCACCGCCGUCGCUGCCACCUUCGUUGACAAAUGUCGAUCAUUUCCCUCGUAACUGGAUGGCCCGGGCCUAGCGGGUUUGGGUCAGCUUCCACGGCGGAGGAGGUGAGUGAAGGGAUCGACGCUGCGAAUCUCACCGCCAUUGUGACCGGAGGAGCGAGUGGGAUCGGGCUGGAAACGGUGAGGGUUUUGGCGAUGAGAAAAGUGCACGUGAUCAUCGGAGCCAGGAAUUUGGAGGCUGCAAACAAAGCUAAACAGCAAUUACUGGAACAAAAUCCGGCCGCCAAAUUGGACGUUCUUAAGCUUGACCUUUCUUCCAUCAAGUCCACCACGGAAUUUGCUCAUAAUUUCCUUGCGCUUAAUCUCCCUCUCAAUAUUUUAAUAAAUAACGCUGGGGUUAUGUUUUGCCCGUUUCAACUCUCUGAAGAUGGGAUAGAGUUGCAGUUUGCCACCAACCACCUCGGUCAUUUUCUGCUGACAAACCUACUUCUUGAGAAAAUGAAGAGCACUGCCAAAAGCACAGGAAUCGAGGGUAGAAUUGUCAAUUUGUCAUCUAUUGCUCAUGUCCACACUUAUGGGGAUGGAAUUCGCUUCAAUAAAAUCAAUGAUAAGAAUGGGUAUUCUGAUAAAAGAGCGUACGGGCAAUCAAAACUAGCGAACAUUUUACAUGUCAAGGAGCUUACUCGUCGAUUUCAAGAAGAGGGUGUGAACAUAACAGCCAACGCGGUGCAUCCAGGGUUGAUAAUGACGCCUCUUAUGAGGCAUUCCAUGCUUCUCAUGAGGCUUUUGCAGGCUUUCUCCUUCUUUAUCUGGAAGAAUGUUCCUCAGGGGGCGGCGACAACAUGCUAUGUGGCACUCCACCCGAGCUUGAAGGGAGUGAGCGGGAAGUACUUUUUGGACUGCAACGAGAAGCGAGCGAGCUCAUACGCUAGAGACGAAACACUUGCAAAGAGACUGUGGGACUUCAGCAAGAACUUAAUAAAUUCAUCCUACAAAGUAUGAAACGAAGUCAUGAGGAAGCUGAAGUUUAUAAAGAAUUAAGAGAGAUUAAAUAAUUUGGUUGUUAGGAAAAUAUAUAUAAAUAUUAUAUUUUAGUCCAUAGUUUUUGUUUUUAAGGAAGGUGGUGUUGUGGGCCUUGGAAGGCCGUAGUAUUGGUGUUGUCAUUCCAUUCAUAUUGUUUGAUAGUGAUAUUCAAUCCAUUAACUAAGUUACCUUUAUCUUCUA